Messenger RNA from Paraphaeosphaeria sporulosa, 611 nucleotides. RefSeq lists its product as uncharacterized. Lineage: Eukaryota; Fungi; Ascomycota; Dothideomycetes; Pleosporales; Didymosphaeriaceae. The coding region runs from base 17 to 478 and encodes 153 amino acids. The record is from RefSeq and is a predicted model, not a curated record. The transcript has a single exon.
GUUGCAGCAGGUACACAUGCAGGAUAGAAGCAACCACCAACAGCGGAUUUCCAUUUGUCGCUUCCAUGGCCCGCCCAACUCAGGUGCCAAAAUUAAUUCACAAGCCACGUCGUACCACCCCCCACAGCGCCAAAAUUCUCACUUCCCACUCGUGCACAACCCACCCAGCCCAUCACGAAGCAACUCGGCCCAAUUGACCCGGCACACGAGCAAGAACCCAGUUCAGUCCGCUCCGCCGCGCCCCGUUGCGCUCCACCAAGCCGCCAAUUCCAGACCUCCUACUGCCCCACCUCGCGCUCCUCUCGCCAAGCUCCCCCGCGCCACAUGCGUCACCGUGCAGCCGCGACCGUUGCAUCCUGGGCGCGCCCGCGCCAGACUUCCGAUCUCCGCUGUGUUGACCGAUCGCUCUGGCCGUGGCACGCGCUGUCGCAAGGAAGGGGUUUCGGGUCUAGAAGAGGGGAUCGGCGGGAAGGCCUGAACGCGGUGGGGCCGGCGACUUGUCUGUCUGCGUGGGCAUGGGAUUGUGAGCGGGUGUGUUGAUUUGGCGAGAUGAGAGGUGGAAGCCUGGAAUGCGCUGGAAAAGUUGCAUGAGCGGGGUGGGUGGGGAGGGG